AUGCGUGUUAAACGUCGUGGUGAAAAGCUUUUGUUAUUUUUGGACGGCAAAUGGGAGCAUAGUUACUUUUUGCCUUCAUCAAAAGUAACGGUAAAUAUUGAGGAAAUAGCUGCUGGAUAUUCCCUUCAUAACAUAUCUUCAACUGACUUUAUGACUCGAACUAACAAAACUUUGAAUGAAAAGUUUCAAGGGCGAAUGGUUAAGAUGCUCUUCAAUGACUAUAACGUAUUGAAAAAUGCAAAGAGAAGUAACAUACUCAACAGAUUCAGCUCAAAAUCAAGCGAAAUACGUGAAGGCUACAAAGUGAAGAACAGGAAAGCAAAAUAUUCUACUGUAACUUUUGAAAACCACAAAUCUUACGCAGUAAUAAGCCUAGAACGUGUGGCCAGCAUUUUAAAAACUUUUCAAAUUUCGUUCAAAUUUCGUACAUUGUCACCAUCAUCAGUAAUUUUCUUGUUUGCUACGAAUACCUCUUAUGAUGGUGAUUACGCGUCAUUGGAGCUUUAUCGUGGAAGAUUAAGAUAUACCUAUGGGUAUCAAUCUCGACAGGAAAGCGUGUUGUCAUCAGUUCCAUCCGAUGGACAGCUUCUGAAUGAUUUUAGGUGGCAUAGCGUCCUUAUUCAUCAGGUUUUGGUGUAA
Molecule: messenger RNA, 639 nt
Organism: Thelazia callipaeda (thelaziosis nematode)
Lineage: Eukaryota; Metazoa; Nematoda; Chromadorea; Rhabditida; Thelaziidae
Source: the annotation of a GenBank genome assembly